ACUUAUGCUGUGAGGUUUCCUAUUCAACGUGGUAUUUUAGAUUCAACCCUAAAGAAUUAUGAGGUUACUCUGGGCACUCAAUGCCUUCUAGUACUGAAUUCAACUUCACCAACACAUGGGGGUACUCUAUUUGAUAUUGCCUUUGAAGGUGCAUGUAGCCUCCAUGAUAUUGAAACUGCAAAAGAAAUUGAGCGGAUUAAUAAUGAACAAAUCAAGAAAAAUAUGAGAGAAUUAAAAGGAAAACUUAGGGGGAAAUCGUCAUCACUUGCUAUAGAAAUUUAUAACUAUUUAGAUCAUGUGAAUGUCAAUGAUCUGGAUUGGCAGAGUACAAUAUCACCACUCCCUAAAAAUAUAAAUGAAGGAAAAAUUUUUAUUGAUAAGAUUAAACCACUGACAAUAAGUCACAAGAAAAUUUUGGUGAUGAGUUAUAAAGAAAAAGACUAUUAUUUAUAUCAUUGGCCUUUAGUCAAUUGCAUAAAAAACCUUCUAGAAAAUGAUGAUGUCAUAAGCAAUUCUGUGUUUUCUUAUGAAAAUCACAUUGAUGCAAGAGUCAGCAAGCAUCCUGUGUUUAUAUCAUUAGGUAAUAUUAAAGGAUGGCAUUGUAAUAAACCUGAUGCAAAGCACAUUUUAAGAUAUUUUCCAAUUAUAAAAGCAACUAGUGAAAAAGAAAAAAAAUCACAGGAAUUUAAAACUAUUGUAAAAGCUGCAUUUUAUAAAUCUUCAAAAAUAAUGAUUAUUUCAUUUGUUCCAAAAAUUUCAGCAAUUAUUGCAGACUUAUUAGAGGCAUCUACAUAUUGUCUUACAUAUAAAUCUUCACAAUCAAAUUUCCCUUGUCAUCGUUGUUUAGUACAUAGAAGUGAUUUAAAUAAUAUGGGAUUAGACAAUGGAUUAGAAUACAGAACACAUGAAUCUAUGAGAAGAUAUAUUAAUGAUAAUCUAGCAAAAUCAU
Messenger RNA from Entrophospora candida, 949 nucleotides. The record is from the annotation of a GenBank genome assembly. Lineage: Eukaryota; Fungi; Glomeromycota; Glomeromycetes; Entrophosporales; Entrophosporaceae.